This is a messenger RNA of Chaetomium globosum CBS 148.51, 2727 nucleotides long. RefSeq lists its product as uncharacterized. Bases 1 to 2727 code for a protein of 908 amino acids. Gene Ontology annotation, biological process: endonucleolytic cleavage in 5'-ETS of tricistronic rRNA transcript (SSU-rRNA, 5.8S rRNA, LSU-rRNA); endonucleolytic cleavage to generate mature 5'-end of SSU-rRNA from (SSU-rRNA, 5.8S rRNA, LSU-rRNA). The transcript has a single exon. Gene Ontology annotation, cellular component: small-subunit processome; 90S preribosome; nucleolus. The record is from RefSeq and is a predicted model, not a curated record. NCBI's taxonomy places the organism in Eukaryota, Fungi, Ascomycota, Sordariomycetes, Sordariales, Chaetomiaceae. Gene Ontology annotation, molecular function: U3 snoRNA binding; protein binding.
AUGGCUACACGACAAGCGCCUAAGACGACCUUCGAGGUCGACAAUGUUAUCCAGCCAAUUUUUACCGGAGGAUCUGUUGCGCUUGAGAAUGGCGCACGGAUCCUCGCCUCGACGCUGGGCGAAGUCGCCGUUUUGACCGAGUUGAACACGGGGAAGCGCCUGGCCGAGAUUGAAGGAGACGGCGAGCCGAUUUCGACAUUGGCGAUUACUCCCUCGGCUUCCCACCUCGUAGUCUGCUCCCGGUCUUUGACUAUGCGCAUCUACUCCCUCAAGGUGUCUUCCGAAUUCGACUCAGUGGAGGCCACCCUCGUGCGAACCUCGAAGCCCCACGCGACACCCGUUGUAGUCCUCGCUGUCGACAAAACCAGCACGCUUUUGGCCACCGGCGCGGCAGAUGGGGCGAUCAAAAUCUGGGAUAUCGUCGGCGGCUAUGUGACCCACACGGUCAGCGGCCAAAGCGUCCUGGUGUCGGCUCUGCACUUCUUCGAGAUCGCAGCAACCGCCGAGACUACGUCCGAGCGGAAGUCGAAAAAGGGGUCGCGGAAAGGGCAGGACGGGCAAGGUCAGGAAGCGGAUGUGGCAUCCAGGUUCCGGCUGGCGUGGGGUUGCCAGGAUGGCAGGAUUCGUAUUUUCGACCUCCACAAGCGCACGACAGUCCCUGUCUACGCCGAUGCGAAACGGAGGAAAGAAGCGCACGAGUCGAAUGUUCAGAGCAUUCAAUACUCGCCCGAACAGCACGCGCUCCUAAGCGGCAGCAGAGACAAGACGAUGACUCUGUGGUUGUGGAGGGAAGGCGGCUGGCACGGAACCCCGAUGUUGCGCCACGAGCUGGUCGAAUCGGUGGGCUUCUUGAACGAGGGCAGGUGGAUGUACUCAGCCGGGUCUAGCGGGCUGCUCAGGAUCUGGGAUACGACAACACACCACGAAAUUACCACAGAACAAGAGGCCAAAUCAGAGCCCGAGUCGAUUCUAUCCGCCAUCUCCCUCCCUCACAAGUCUCUGGUCCUUUGCGCACAGUCCGAUUCCACUCUUGCCAUGUAUCGAGUACCUUCGCAGGCCGACGUUGCUUCCAGCGGGGCUGUGCUCAUGGAGCCGUUUAGACGCAUUUCUGGCACGCACGACGAGAUUUUGGAUUUCGCAUACGUUCUGCCCGACCAGUCCUUGAUGGCCCUCGCCACCAAUUCAGAGGAUAUCAGGCUCGUUUCCGUUGCCGAUACCGAGACCCAAAUCGACGGGCAAGAGGGUGGUGCAUACUUUGGACACGACGUUGCGUUACUAAAAGGCCACGAGGACAUCGUCAUGUCUUUGGACGUGGACUGGUCGGGCCACUGGGUUGCCAGUGGUGCAAAAGACAAUACAACACGGCUCUGGCGUAUCGACCGAGAAAACAACUCAUACACCUGCUACGCGGUGUUCACCGGCCACCUCGAGUCUGUCGGGGCUGUUGCUCUCCCCAAGGUGGUUCCUCCAGAAAACUCGGAAGCCUUCAAGAACCCGCUCGACCACCCACCAGCAUUUAUGAUUUCCGGCUCGCAAGAUAGAUUCGUCCAAAAGAGAGAUAUUCCGCGCCAGUCACAAAAAGCAAACGUGUCUGCAAGUCUGAAGCGGUUAGCUCACGAUAAGGAUAUCAACGCGCUGGAUGUUAGCCCAACGGGGCGGUUAUUCGCCUCUGCUUCGCAGGAUAAGACUGUCAAGAUCUGGGAUUCCGAGAGAUUGGAGGUACAAGGUAUCCUCAAGGGUCACAAGCGAGGUGUCUGGACAGUCAGAUUCGCCCCUCUUCAUACACCGGCCAUCCAAGGCGAGCAAGGGUCGGUCUCAGGGAAAGGCGUUAUUUUGACCGGAAGCGGUGACAAGACGAUCAAACUGUGGAACCUCACAGACUACACCUGCCUGAGGACCUUUGAGGGCCACUCCCACAAUGUUCUUAAGGUUGUGUGGCUGCACAUCCCCACCGACGAGGCCGCUGCCAAGAAGAGGAUCCAGUUUGCCAGCGCAGGCGCUGACAGUCUGGUCAAGGUCUGGGACGCCCACCUCGGUGAAACAGAGUGCACGCUGGACAACCACGAGGACAGACUCUGGACCCUUGCGGUCCACCCCAAGACGAACACCCUCGUCUCGGGCGGCAGCGACUCCAAAGUCACAUUCUGGAAAGACACAACUUCCGAAACACAAGCCGCAGCAACCUCAGCGGCCCUCAAGCUCGUUGAGCAGGAGCAAGAACUCGAAAACUACAUUCAUGUGGGUGCCUACCGCGACGCCAUUGUCCUGGCGCUGCAGUUAAACCAUCCGGGCCGCUUGCUUAGCCUCUUCACCAACGUCGUCACAAGCACCACCCCGGAGGAGGGCAGCUUGACCGGCGUCAAGGCCGUCGACGACGUUCUAGCCAGGCUCUCGGACGAGCAGAUCUUCCUGCUGCUGCUCCGGCUGCGUGACUGGAACACCAACGCACGCACUGCUCCUGUUGCCCAGAGGAUCCUCUGGGUUCUGGUCAAGAGCUACCCGGCCGGCAAGUUCUCCAGCCUAUCGGUCAAGGGGGCCAGGGGCCAGAAGAGCCUCAGCGAGGUGCUGAAUGCGCUGAAGGUAUAUACCGAGCGGCAUUAUAAGCGGAUGGAAGAGCUGGUGGAUGAGAGUUACUUGGUCGAGUACACCCUUCAGGAAAUGGACAGCUUGGCUCCGCCGUCACUAGAGGGUGUAGAGGAUGGGGAUGCGGUUAUGGUUGGGGCGUAA